AUGGCAAAAGUUAAAGCCGCACUCGCGUGCCCGUGCGUGGCUGAUCUCCGUCAAUCUUCGUGUGGAACGAGUUUUGAUGAGGCGUUGACGUGCUUUAUGCUGGCGAAAGACGAGGAGAAGGGGAAGAAGUGCGUGGAGGAGUUUGUGUCGCUACACGCGUGCAUGGUGAAGAACGCAAACGAGUUUCAGGAGUUUGCAAACGAGUUGUUGGAGCACCAAGACGUGCGUGGACCUGCAAAAGCGACGACCAACGCGGGGAAGUGA
Messenger RNA from Ostreococcus lucimarinus CCE9901, 264 nucleotides. RefSeq lists its product with no specific name. The coding region runs from base 1 to 264 and encodes 87 amino acids. The transcript has a single exon. Gene Ontology annotation, cellular component: mitochondrial intermembrane space. The record is from RefSeq and is a predicted model, not a curated record. Gene Ontology annotation, molecular function: protein-disulfide reductase activity. Gene Ontology annotation, biological process: protein import into mitochondrial intermembrane space. Lineage: Eukaryota; Viridiplantae; Chlorophyta; Mamiellophyceae; Mamiellales; Bathycoccaceae.